Molecule: messenger RNA, 532 nt
Organism: Bacillus rossius redtenbacheri
Lineage: Eukaryota; Metazoa; Arthropoda; Insecta; Phasmatodea; Bacillidae
Gene: Roc2
Product: RING-box protein 2
Exons: 1
Coding region: 41-376 (111 amino acids)
Biological process (GO): protein ubiquitination; ubiquitin-dependent protein catabolic process
Cellular component (GO): Cul5-RING ubiquitin ligase complex; nucleus
Molecular function (GO): cullin family protein binding; zinc ion binding; ubiquitin protein ligase activity
Source: RefSeq, a predicted model, not a curated record
AGUGGCCCUCCUGCGCGGGCGUCGGGCAGGAAAACAAACAAUGGCGGAGGACGGAGAACAGCUGGAUCGCGGCGACGACUCGCAGAAGGGCUCGGACAAGAUGUUCUCGCUGAAGAAGUGGAACGCGGUGGCGAUGUGGAGCUGGGACGUGGAGUGCGACACGUGCGCCAUCUGCCGCGUGCAGGUGAUGGACGCGUGCCUGCGCUGCCAGGCGGAGAGCAAGCAGGACUCGCGCUACGGGCGACAGGACUGCGUGGUGGUGUGGGGCGAGUGCAACCACUCCUUCCACUACUGCUGCAUGUCGCUGUGGGUGAAGCAGAACAACCGCUGCCCGCUGUGUCAGCAGGAGUGGUCCAUUCAGAGGAUGGGCAAGUAGGAGGCUCGUGUGUCGUUUCUGCGACGCGCGACUGUGAAGAAAAACACUUGUCCUACAACUAUACCUAUUGUUCGUUGGUGUGCGAUAACCCUUUUUUUAGGUAUGAUCAAUGUUACACCUAGUUUCUUUUUCCAUUAAACUCGGUAUAUCUUUGUA